AGUCGUUUCGAAGUCAGUUCGUACACAAUACAGAAUGAAUAUUUAUAGACAAAAUUUAAAAUAAUGAACAUUGUGCGAAAGCUGCGCUCGGGCCAGCAGCGGGCAGUCCUCGGGCUUUGGCAGCGUUAUGCCUCGAAGGACCACUCCAAGAAUCCGCCGAAGGACCAGUCUAAGAAUCCGCCGAAAGACCAGGCGAAGAAUCAGUCAAAGGACUGCGGUCAGCUCCAGGCGAGCAGCAUAUGCGGCAAGAGUCCUGGCAAAUCAGGGCAAACAUCCAAGGGCUCAGGUAAAUCAGACAAAGGACCCGACAAGGGAAAAGCCGACGCCAAUCGUAAGAAGAUAACCAUGAUUGAUGGCGACGGCGUCGGCCCGGAGCUGACGAAUGCCGUGCUGGAGGUCUGCUGUGCGGCCAAGGUGCCCAUCGACUGGGACAUCUUCCACGACCAUCGAGCACCCGACAGCGAGGAUGUGGCGCCGCAGCUGCUGGAGUCCCUGUGCCGCAACAAAAUGGGCAUAAGCGGACCCAUCAAGAGCCGCCAGUGGGCGGACAAGCUGCGCAAGGAACUGAACCAGUUCGCGUACGUGUCCGUGUGCCACCACCUGGAAGGGCAGGAGUCGCCGUACGGCAAGUUCGACUGUGUGAUCGUGCGGGACCAGUUCGAGGGGGAGUACUCGGGCAUCGAGCACCGGGUGGUGCCCGGCGUGAUGCAGACCAUUAAGGUGAGCACCUCAGUGGGUGCCACGCGCCUCGCCAAGUUCGUGUUCGACUACGCCCUGAAGCAGAAGCGCAAGAAGAUCACGGUGGCCCACAAGGCAAACAUCAUGCAGCUGACCGACGGCAACUUCCUCGAGGCCAUGCACGAGGAGGCCGACAAGCAUGUGGAGAAGGUGCGCUUCGAGGAGCGCUACCUGGACACGGUCUGCCUCAACAUGCUGAUGAGGCCGGAGAUCAACGACAUCCUUGUGUCGUCCAGCAUGUACGGGGACGUCAUCAGCACCAUUGGCGGCAGCAUGAUGGGCGGCAUCGGCAUGUGCCCUGGCUACGCGGUCAGCCCCAAGGGCCUGCUCUACAACUGCCAAAUCCAGCCGUGCGAGUGCAUGGCCGGCAAGGAUCUGGUCAAUCCCACCGGCCUGCUGCUCGCCACUGUGCUCAUGCUGCGCGAGCUGAAACUCAACGAUCAUGCCACCAGCAUUCAGUGCGCCAUCCAAUCGCUGUACAAGGACUCCGAGCUACGCACUCAGGAUCUGGACGGCAAGGCCAAGUGCUCGCAGUUUGUCCAGGCAUUGUGUGAGAUCCUGACCGGCGAUGCCGACUGAUGUGUACAUUCGAAAUUCGUGUUGAAAAUGAAUAGAUCUUUCGCUCAGUGUACGCAUUAAUAAAGGGGGCAAGUCAUUAUCGAAUUAGAGUGCUCUAUUUAUAAUGUAUUUAUAUGUAUUUAGAGUGCAGAGUGCCAUCGUACGUACUGUGGUUAUAUAUU
Molecule: messenger RNA, 1478 nt
Organism: Drosophila obscura
Lineage: Eukaryota; Metazoa; Arthropoda; Insecta; Diptera; Drosophilidae
Product: probable isocitrate dehydrogenase [NAD] subunit alpha, mitochondrial
Exons: 1
Coding region: 64-1317 (417 amino acids)
Biological process (GO): isocitrate metabolic process; tricarboxylic acid cycle
Cellular component (GO): mitochondrion
Molecular function (GO): isocitrate dehydrogenase (NAD+) activity
Source: RefSeq, a predicted model, not a curated record